AAUUCAUCAAAACCACCACCAUCGCCAACCAAACCUGACUUCUUUAUAUCUCUCUCUAGACCCACUUUCUCUAUAAAUCUCUCCAUCUAAAUCCUCUUAAAGAUCUCUCUUUCUCUUUUUCUUUCAUUCUUUCUCUGUAAGAAUAUCCAGUCCAUAAACAAUGGCACCAGCAAGCAACACUGUUAAUGGUGCUGAAUCAAAUUCACUUAUAGUAUCUUUCGGUGAGAUGCUUAUAGAUUUUGUACCGACAGAAUCAGGAGUUUCAUUAGCAGAAGCACCAGGUUUCUUGAAAGCACCAGGUGGCGCACCAGCUAAUGUUGCCAUUGCUGUUUCGAGAUUGGGUGGGAAAGCUGCUUUUGUUGGUAAACUUGGUGAUGAUGAAUUUGGUCAUAUGUUGAAGAAUAUCUUGAAUCAGAAUGGUGUUAGUAGUGAAGGUGUUAUAUUUGAUCAAGGUGCAAGAACUGCUCUUGCUUUUGUUACGUUGAAAGCUGAUGGUGAACGUGAAUUCAUGUUUUACCGGAAUCCUAGUGCCGAUAUGCUCUUGACUGAAUCUGAACUUAACCUUGAACUCAUCAGAAAGGCUAAGAUCUUUCACUAUGGAUCAAUAAGUUUGAUUACUGAGCCAUGUAGAUCAGCUCAUCUAAAAGCAAUGGAAGUUGCAAAGGAUGCUGGAGCAAUUCUGUCUUAUGAUCCCAAUCUAAGAUUGCCACUGUGGCCAUCCGCCGAAGAAGCUAAAGAACAGAUCAUGAGUAUCUGGGAAAAGGCAGAUGUGAUCAAAGUCAGUGACAACGAGUUCGAGUUCUUGACUGGCCUUGAGACUGUUGAUGAUGAAGUUGCAAUUUCCUUGAUGCACCCAGGAUUGAAGCUCUUGUUGAUUACUCUAGGUGACCAUGGAUGCAAAUACUACACCAAGCAUUUCCAUGGAACAGUGGACGCAUUUAAAGUGAAAGCUGUGGACACAACUGGAGCAGGAGAUGCUUUUGUUGGUGCCCUCCUAAACAAGAUUGUGGAAGAUGAUUCUAUUCUUGAAAAUGAAGCAAGUUUGAAGACAGUGCUUAAAUUUGCAAAUGCAUGUGGAGCAAUCACUACAACCAAAAAAGGAGCUAUUCCUGCUCUACCAAAUGAAGAAGAAGUUCUCAAGCUUUUCCAAGCAGCAGCAUAAAACACACACUAAAAGUUUCACAUUUUCUUUGAUUUUAUCCUUGUUUCUGUGUUUGAAGAAGUUCUACUUGGAAAUCAGUUUUAGAGUUAGGCCGUCAGUGAGAAAGAAAGCGAGUCUAGUUGUUCAGAUGGACUCUUUUCUUCUGUUAGUGAAUUGUGCAAGUGUUUGUAUGCAUCAAAUGUUAGGAAUAAAUGAAUGAACUUGUUUAAAGAAAA
Messenger RNA from Papaver somniferum (opium poppy), 1377 nucleotides. RefSeq names its product fructokinase-2-like. Gene Ontology annotation, cellular component: cytosol. The record is from RefSeq and is a predicted model, not a curated record. Gene Ontology annotation, molecular function: fructokinase activity. NCBI's taxonomy places the organism in Eukaryota, Viridiplantae, Streptophyta, Magnoliopsida, Ranunculales, Papaveraceae. The coding region runs from base 161 to 1162 and encodes 333 amino acids. Gene Ontology annotation, biological process: fructose metabolic process. The transcript is spliced from 4 exons.